UAAUAGCGGGCAACAUUAUUAAUCAACCGCCAUCUUUAUGUUACAGUUGAUCAAAUAUUAAAUUCGCGUCUGAAACUACUUUAGUUUUUGUUUUACUGAUUUUGUUAUAAAAACAUAAACAAAAUAGGUGCAUUUAGUUUUUCUGUUAAUAAAUAUUUGACAGUUGCAUCGAAAUGAGUACCGCUGCUUCUACUCCGUUGUUUGCUUGUUCCCGUUGUUUCUCAAGACAUCCUUUCGAGGAGUUGUCACCUGGUGAACAGUUGUGCAAGGAAUGCCGUGGAUCAUUCCCGGUCGUCAAGUGUACAUACUGCCGUUCGGAGUUUCAACAAACAAGCAAAUCAAAUACUUCUUCAAUCUGCAAGAAAUGUGAGGCAAAUGUCAAGGCUUAUGGAAAGCCCACGGCUUGUGAAUACUGCAACAUCAUUGCUGCAUUUAUUGGGAACAAAUGCCAGCGAUGCGCCAACUCGGAGCGCAAGUACGGCGCGGCGGUCACCUGCGAGCAGUGCAAGCAACGCUGCGCCUUCGACCGACACGACGACAGCAAAAAGGCACCGCUGUGUCAGGUGGACGGCAAGCUGCUGUGCUGGCUGUGCACGCAGUCGCUGAAGCGCGCGCUGGCGCGCACAAAGCAGCACAUCUCUGCGGUCGACAAGCACAAGCAUCGCGCGCACAAGUCUAAAGGUGGACAUAGAGAAAAACGCAAGUCAGAUAUGAUGAAAUCAAUGAAUGCAAAUGAUUCACUCGGUGACUCACAGCCACUGGAAAAGAAAUCCAAAUUAAACCCGCUGCAAGGUAAAAGAGAGUUGGAUCCCCACAGCUCCGACCACGUGGUGGCGAUGACGCAGUUGAAGGAGACCAUCGCCAGUUUGCAGAAGAGGGUGCAGCAAAAAGACAAUGAACUUCUCGCCAAAGACAAACUGAUCACUGAAUUGAAAGCUCAACAUUUAAACAACACAACAGACCUCCGGAACGAAAUGAAAAACAAAGACCGUCUGAACGAGACGAAAUUCAAUCUAAUGAAUAGCAAAAUUCAGAAUUUGCUCAAAGAGGUAGCGACCCUAAGUAAAUCGGCGAAGAAGAACAAUAAGAACACGAAGGCUGCGCUAGCGCAGAGUACGGAGAACAGCGGCAGUGGGACCGACAGCCCGAGCACCAAUUAGAACAAUUAUUUUUCAAUAAUUUAUUCUUUAGUGUUUAUAUGCAUAAUGCCGAUUUCUAAAUUCGUAAAAUCUUCACGAAAUGCCAAUUUCACAGAUAAAUAAUGAUGAUAAAGUGAUUUAGUAAAACAAUCAAAAAGCUUUCAGGAAACUUAUUCAACGUGUUUUUGAAAACUGUCAAUCUGUUGGUGUGAUUUUGAUUCUUGAUUUUAUCGUAAUGUUUCUUUGAUAAAUUUGCAAAGUGGCAUUUGGUGAAAGUUCGACUUGUUUCAAUCCUGGCAUUCUGCACAUCAACCUUUUUAGUAAUAUUAUGAAAAACAGCGGAAAACUAUUUUUCCUAUUAUUUUUUUACUCUACAAAUGGUUUUAUUUGUAGAUUUUAAACUUAAUCGUAAGUAGAAUUCAAUUUGACAACAGUUCUGUUUUUUUAAUUUUUUAUUUAUUGUAAUAUCUAUUUUUUACCUGAUUUAAGUACAGGAAUAAUGUUAAGUGCCCAGAAAAUUUCAUCUCAUGUGAAUGACAACAAAACGGGUAAUGUCUUAGGUCCAUAAAAUCAUUUUUUUUUUAUUUUUUUUUUAACGAAUUUUGUUGGUUUUUACUUCCUAGUUUGGAAAGUAAACCGGCACCAACAUAGCCUAGGGACUGAUAUCUUGGAAUUCGAUCAUCCUUGCAUUGUGCCUACUGAUCAUCCUGUCGAAAGUAUUGUUCUCUAGGAAGUUAUUGGAGUAUAUUCAAAUCUAGAAAUUGAUUGACUCUGACAACCGUGAAAUUGUCUUACGCGCAGUAAUGAGUUCUCUCAUACAAGCCGCAAUUAAAGCAGCCUUUUGUGUAUUCAUAAUACAUAACGUAACGUACGCUACGUUUGUGAAACAGCAUGAUGGCCAAAAAGUUCUUCGUGUAGAUAUACAUAUAUAUUUCUUUUUGUGAUAUAAUAUUGUUUUUUUUUAACGUUUAUCUUUGUCAAUAUAGGUAAGUGAAUUACCAUCAUAUCAUCAGUAUUUAAUUUCAUGUAACUAUUGUAAAAAUGGUAUUUGUAAUUUUUUUAUCUUUUCACAUCGUCUAGCAUUCCCUAUCAUAUUUCCGCAUAGUAUGUAAGUAAAGUUAGGUGGAGAUAUUCGUAAGCUUGCCGUUUUUGUCGGAAACUAAAACUGAUGAAAGGGCUAUAUAUAUAUAUAUAUAUAUGUAUGUCUUAUAAAUUGGUAACUAUCAUGCCCUUUUUGUCUCCUUCACAAUUGGGUCCUGAAUGUCCAAUGAAAAUCAAUCCACAUAUAGUUCCAUAAUAUUUAUGCAACUUCAAUCAUCAACACAUGGUGUGUUCCCGAUAAUGUGUCAAUAGUCGAUGAUUAAAAAGCUAAAAUACGUCUAAGCUAAAUCGUCGUGAAUUAAUCAAUAUCUUGUAUCUGUAUACCGAGUUGGUAAAUAUUCAUAAAAAAUGCUAAUAGCCAAGUCGUUUUUAAUUUUCGCUGUUGACAUUCUAAAAUUAUUUUCUGUUUGUGAUGAUAAGCUAUUCACGACAACUCCAAUCGGACAAACCUAAUCAUGUUUAAAAACAAUCCCAAAUCAAUAAAAUCCUCAUUGUGGAUACAAAAAUAUUUGUUAGAAAAUAAAAUACAAUUUAAAAUCAA
This is a messenger RNA of Plodia interpunctella (Indianmeal moth), 2781 nucleotides long. RefSeq lists its product as uncharacterized. The record is from RefSeq and is a predicted model, not a curated record. The coding region runs from base 174 to 1160 and encodes 328 amino acids. The transcript is spliced from 8 exons. Gene Ontology annotation, cellular component: nuclear speck. NCBI's taxonomy places the organism in Eukaryota, Metazoa, Arthropoda, Insecta, Lepidoptera, Pyralidae.